This is a messenger RNA of Ilyonectria robusta, 1110 nucleotides long. RefSeq lists its product as uncharacterized. NCBI's taxonomy places the organism in Eukaryota, Fungi, Ascomycota, Sordariomycetes, Hypocreales, Nectriaceae. Bases 1 to 1110 code for a protein of 369 amino acids. The record is from RefSeq and is a predicted model, not a curated record. The transcript is spliced from 4 exons.
AUGCACAUCCCGACUCUCCUUCUUGCGCUAUCCAUCGCGGUGGCCGGCCUGAAGAUUCCGUCCUUCAAACCACCAAAGUUUGCACCAAGCACUAUUGAAAACGAUGGCACUUACGUGGGUCGCUAUGAUGUUCGCAGAACGAUGGCCUGGCAGGACCCUAGCCCUGACACCCUCGGCAAUCUCAACAGCUACUUCUUCCUCCUCUGGGUCACUCUUGUAGAUGGCCGCAAGUAUCAUGUCACGCUUGCCCCCAACUUCUUUGCUGGCGGAACUACUGGAAUCUUCGUCCUGAACGACCUUCAGAACCUCUCGGAACAAGCUCCGGGUGGAACUGCAUUCGCUCCGGGCAUCGGACGGGAAGAUCAAGUUUACCUUGAAUCAGCAAUCCAGAACUUCUCGAGCCCGGCCGGUGGUGACAAUUACACCGACCUCUACUACAAAGCCGAUUUUGCCGGUGUUAAUCUCGAUGUACAUUUCUCGCCCACUGGAAAGAAUCUGUACAUUGGUGGAAGUGGCGGCGUCACAAUCUCGCCAAACAGAGUUAGCGGAGACGACUUCCGCCGCCUCAUUCCGGGGUAUUCCUGGUAUUGGGGAAAUCCCACGAUGCGCGUCGAUGGCACUCUUACAGUUGAUGGGCAGCCCACUGAGAUUGAUUAUGAAAACUCUUUCGCUUUCUUUGAACGACAGUCGGGUAUAUUUGACAUUCCGGGAGGGCACUUGGGUUUCUGGCUGUACCUUUCUAAUGGCGUCAUGGUACAUUGCUGGACCCUGGCUCCAACUCCAGAAGGCACGCUGAGCAAGCGCGCUUGGGCAACCAUCUGGCAUCCUAACGGUUUACAUGAAGUGGUUGAGGUUGAUUCCAGCUCUCGCGCAUUGGGCAAGUGGGUCAGCACAAAGACCGGAUUAUCAUACUUUUCCAAGUUCGUACUGAGCCUGUCGACCCGAGAGGCAAGCUUUGAGAUAGAACAGUCAGCCAAGUACUCGGAAGCGACGCCUGCUGGGGGUUACCACGGAUACAACAUCACUGAGGGAUAUGGCCAAGGUACUGGCACAUGGGAAGGAAAGAACGUCACCUUUUUCGGGCAUGUUGAGCAGCUUUCAUUUAUUUAG